Messenger RNA from Striga hermonthica, 864 nucleotides. The record is from the annotation of a GenBank genome assembly. Lineage: Eukaryota; Viridiplantae; Streptophyta; Magnoliopsida; Lamiales; Orobanchaceae.
AGGGACGCUGGCGCGCACGCGCAAGGGGUAGUCGGCGGGCAUGCAGCGCAAGUCAGCGGGGCGCGUGCUGGGCAGGCGAGCGAUGACCCAGCCCGUGCGGGAGUAGGACUGGCGGAGGCGGCUUCGCGCGCGCGACUAGGAUUAGGAAACCCCGAAGGGUGGCCCGCACGCAUAAGGCAUGAAGUAGGGCGGCCGAAUUACAUGGGAGCAAGGAUUUGGAUUGUUUGGAGUGCAAGCCAAGCAAUAUCAAGAUCUAGUCAAUUUAGGACUCUAUAUUUAUCGGCCAUUUUUGGCAACUCAUCAAGAGAUUUGUGUGCCUCAGUAAUUAGUCAGAAUGUUAUCACAUAUUCAAUAAUGUUAAAUUUUCUCAAUGUUCAGAUGCCGCCACGUAGGGAACCCGAUCAUCAGGCUCCUACUCAGGCUAAUCUAGUCGCACAGUUCCGCGACUACCACGCUGAAAAGUUCUCAGGGCAGGGAGAUCCCCGCAUUGUAGAUGAAUGGAUUCAGGGCCUGGAGUUUAUCUUUGAGGUCAUGGACUACCCCGAUAGGUAUCGCGUAAUUUGCGCUCAGCUUCAGCUCACUGGUGAUGCUAGGCUCUGGUGGAAUGCCUACUGGAGCAUGCGUCCCGGUGAAAAAGCGGGAUGUACAUGGGACAUGCUCAAGGAGCUAGUCCGCGAAAAGUACUACCCCUCCUACUAUCGGGCAGAAAUGGAGCGUCAGUUCUUAGCGCUCCAGCAGGGCACUCGUACGGUUGAUGAGUACGAGCGAGAGUUCACUAGACUUGCAGCUUUCGUACUGGACCUGGUUCGCACAGAGGCUCAGAGAGCGCCCAGCGGUUCAUCGACGGGCUUUACCCAGCAGUCC